Cheilinus undulatus (humphead wrasse) is the source of this 3104-nucleotide messenger RNA. RefSeq names its product transcription factor Sox-10-like. Gene Ontology annotation, cellular component: nucleus. Gene Ontology annotation, biological process: enteric nervous system development; neural crest cell migration; peripheral nervous system development. Bases 305 to 1810 code for a protein of 501 amino acids. NCBI's taxonomy places the organism in Eukaryota, Metazoa, Chordata, Actinopteri, Labriformes, Labridae. The transcript is spliced from 4 exons. The record is from RefSeq and is a predicted model, not a curated record. Gene Ontology annotation, molecular function: RNA polymerase II cis-regulatory region sequence-specific DNA binding; DNA-binding transcription factor activity, RNA polymerase II-specific.
CGGCUGUUAACACAGAGCAGCCAUUCAUCGGCUCUACAGUCAGCCACACACACUCCCAUGUCGAACCACUGGACAGCUAAACUGGUCUAAUUGUCUUUGCUGAGGCGGAUCUCCAUCCAGAGGUGGACCUUGUUUGGACCUUUUACCCACCAGUAUGGCUUUGGCUGAUAAGAGUGAGCUAUAACUGGGACAGACUGCUGACAUCUUUGUUGAUUAAAACGGUUUAAUUUAACCGAAGAGUUUGCUGUGAACAUUAUAUAAAUCCAAGAGUUGUUUUGAAAUCAGCCUUAAAAGAGAAAUUAAGAUGUCUGGCGAGGAGCACAGCCUAUCCGAGGCGGAGCUGAGUCCCGGAGGGUCAGACGAUGGUCACUCACUGUCACCGAUUCAGCCCGGAGCGCCCCCCGGCCAGGGCUCACCUCUGACCGGGCCGCCGCAGCAGCUGACCGCGCUGUGCGUCGGGGACGUCAGCGGGGAGGAGGGAAGCAGAUCCAGAGCCAAAUCCGAGGAUGAAGAAGAUCGCUUCCCGAUCGGCAUCAGAGAGGCUGUAAGUCAGGUGCUGGACGGAUAUGACUGGACACUUGUGCCGAUGCCAGUGCGCGUAAACAACGGAAAUAAAGCGAAGCCCCACGUGAAGAGGCCCAUGAACGCAUUCAUGGUGUGGGCUCAAGCGGCGAGGAGAAAACUGGCCGACCAGUACCCCCACCUGCACAACGCGGAGCUCAGCAAGACCCUGGGCAAACUGUGGAGGCUGCUGAACGAGAAUGACAAGAGGCCAUUCAUCGAGGAGGCGGAGAGGCUGAGGAAGCAGCACAAGAAGGACUACCCGGAGUACAAGUACCAGCCCCGAAGACGCAAGAACGGCAAACUAACGCCUGCCAGCGAGUCCGACAGCCAGGGAGAAGGGGAGGCCAGCCACUCCCAGUCUCAUUACAAGAGCCUUCACCUGGAGCACAACGGUGGGGCUGGGUCUCCUUUGGGUGAUCUGCACCACCACCAUCAUCACCACCACCAUCCUGCAGGUCAGGGUCACAGCCCACCCACACCCCCCACCACCCCAAAGACAGAGCUCCAGUCUGGGAAACUCUCCGAUGCCAAGAGGGAGGGGGCAGCAGGGGCGGCUGGAGGAUCAGGGGGGUCCAGGGGAGCCCUGGGGGUGGGAGCAGAUGGAGCCUCUGGUGGUCCGUCAUCAUCAAGCGCUAAACCUCACAUCGACUUUGGCACCAUGGACAUCGGCGAGAUCAGCCAUGAGGUGAUGUCCAACAUCGAGCCGUUUGACGUGAACGAGUUUGACCAGUACCUUCCUCCAAAUGGCCACCCGCAGAGCGCCACAGGGGCCUCUGCAGCGGGUUCCUCGGCUUCAUCUUACGCCUAUGCCCUGGCUGCUGCCAGUGGCCACACCGCCUGGCUCUCCAAACAGCAGCAGCAGCAGCCUCAGGCGUCCCCGUCAUCCUCCGACCCCUCCAAGGCUCAGAUCAAGAGUGAAUCCACGUCCGGGAGCCACUACGCCGAGGCCUCUUCCUCCCCAUCCUCAGGCACCCAUGUCACCUACACCCCCCUCAGCCUCCCUCAUUACGGCUCCGCUUUCCCCUCGUUGGCCUCCAGGGCUCAGUUUGAGUACGGAGAGCACCAGGCCCCCGGGGCGUACUAUGCCCACUCCAGCCAGGCCCCGGGUCUUUACUCAGCCUUCUCCUACAUGGGCCCUACACAGAGAUCCCUGUACACCACCAUAGGAGACCCCUCCAGCGUGGCCCCCUCCCACAGCCCCACACACUGGGAGCAGCCUGUUUACACCACACUCACAAGACCCUAAGGGGGAGCAGCCGAGCAGAGGGAAAUAUGGGAAGUGUGUGAGUGGAUCUGUGUGUGAGAAUAUGAGAGAGUGUGUGAGUGUCUGUGUGUCGUGCCAUAUUGAUGUUAUAGUAGAAGUUUUUACUUUUUUAGCCAAUUAAAAUGCAGGACGUAUCCAUAACGAGGCCUUAAAAAUGUUAAGAAGAAAAAGCCACAAACUCACACAUUAUCAAGUGUGGAGCAGCCAAUCAGAAAAAAAAUAAACUUUAAAUGUGUGCCAUCGUGAAUUUAUAAGUUGGGUUGUACAGACAGCGUGUAUACAAGACUAUAGCUGAGAGAACAAAUGUCUCAUUGAGGAGGACUGACUCAGAUUUGACCCAGAAACGAUGGGCUUCAACUGACAUAAUCAGAUUUUAUUAACCAAACUAAAGCAGAUGUUUUGACUUUAUUGUGUUAUUUUAUAAGAGUAGUAAGGUUAUUGUUGUUGAUAUCCUAGGGUGUAACUUUAUUGAUUGAUAUUACACUAAUACAUCUGCACCACUGCUAUGGGAAAAGCACGUUUCAGUGAUCCCUGUUUUUGUUUCUUUUUUGUUUUGGUGGCCAGAAAAAGGAUAAUUGCAACCUUUAUUAUUUUGUCUUUGUAGAUAGCACGCUCUGUAUUUCUGUCCUUUCAUUACAAUGACUUCACUGAACUGAAGAAUUAAGCAUUUAAGGGGAAAAAAAGGAAAAUGAGAGGGAAAGAGAGCUCUUAAAGAUGCAUCUUAUCCAGAGUUUUGGACACUUACCUCAAUUCUUUUAAUUUUUGUGCCAAUAGUAAAGCAGAACUAUGACUUUGGAUGCCUUAUAAAAUAUUGCUGAUGGUUUUCUAACUUUAUUGCAGCAAACCUCCACUUUGAAGCUUUUUAAGUGCCUUAGAUUUUGCUGAUUCACAUCUGAUUUGUCCAUAACUGAGUUAAAAUCUAUAAGUACAAAGUCUCAACCAAAUCUCUCCAGAUGAUUGGCCAGCUUUGGGUCCUACUUAAGGAUUAGAAUCACAUGUACAACCUCUCUGCGCUGCAAUGUAGGCCAAAAGCAUGUUACAGUUUAUUCCUUUAAUGUACCCAAACAGCCCUCUUCUUCCUCUCCUUUGCAAUGUGAAUGAUGGUCAUUACCACAGGCUUCACCCUUAUGAAGUGAUGUAUCAUUUUAUACUGACCCUCUUACCAUUUUACUUUGAUGUCAGUAAUAAUGCGUCGUGUCACUUUUGCUUCUUCCAUUUUGUAUAAUUCUGGAUAGUUUUGUAAAGUGUUUGCUAUACAUUCACUUGAGUAUUUUGC